This is a messenger RNA of Vigna umbellata (rice bean), 756 nucleotides long. The record is from RefSeq and is a predicted model, not a curated record. Lineage: Eukaryota; Viridiplantae; Streptophyta; Magnoliopsida; Fabales; Fabaceae.
AUGCCCUGGCCAUUGGAAUUGGGCACCCAGCACCUUCUGCAUCAUGCUCUUGGAGAUGGCUACUCCCUAAUGGGUGCGCUUCUUUCUUGUCUUGAAAGAAUCGAUGACCCUUCUCUUCCACUAACUUUUCCUUCAAGAACAUCAUCAACUUCACAAGCUUCAAAGAAAAACGUGAUUCAGAAGUUACCUUCUUUUGUCUCUUCCUUUUUUAGCUCCAUGUCAGAUUUUGGAUCAAGCUUAGUGAAGACAAGAAUGGUUGUAGAUGACAAAACACCAGUAAGAUCUGGAUAUGAAGGAACUGAGUCCAUGCCUUUUGUCUUGUCAAGCAUAUCACUGUCUCUUGAUCAUUUCAAAGCAAUCAAAACCAAGCUUGGAGUGACGAUAAAUGAUGUGAUUACUGGGAUGAUUUUCUAUGGGAUUCGAUUGUACAUGGAAGAGAUUGAAUACUUGGCUAGAAAAGCAAAAUCGACUGCUGUGGUAAUGCUGAACACAAGAAAUGUUAAAGGGUACCAAUCAGUGAAGGAGAUGCAAAAUUCAAAGGUGAAAGGUUUAUGGGGAAACAAAAUUUCUUUCCUACAAAUACCUAUUCCAAAGCUAAGUCAAUCCAAAAGCUAUAACCCUCUUGAGUUUGUUUGGAAUGCCAGAAAACUUAUAAAGAAGAAGAGACGUUCUUUCAGUGUUUAUCUCAUAGGUUUGCUCUUAGAUUUGGAGAUGAAACUAAAAGGCCCCGAGGUAUGUAGCUGUUUAAAUUUAUAA